AUGGAUUCGUGUCCCGAGUCGGCGUAUUGUCUGAUUUCAGAUGGCGGUCUUCAUUUUCUUCCUUAUAGAGAGCCCAAACACUCCCUGAGGUCUCCAUACUAUUCAUUUCUAGCCAACAAGACCAUGUCGUCUUUAGCUGCCAGCACCACCGCAUCGCAACCAAACUCCGGCUCUGACAUGGAGUCGCAGUCGAUUUCGUCGUCGAUCUCGGAGACCAUGCCAGAUCAUCACCAGCUAGAGAUACCCAGUCUGCUGGACACCUACUCCGCGCAUGCCUUGUAUCUUCCUGGCAUCUAUGUGGAGCCCUCCGAUAAUGGGAACCAUGACGAGAUCAAGAAGAUGCUGGCCAAGAUUUUCCCCCACUGGGAGAGCGAAUCGCUCAUUUCGGUGAAACAUCUCACUGGCGGAAUCACAAAUAUGCUGUUGGAGUGCACAAUGUACAACAAAGCCACGGAUCUCCAUGAAAAAGUUCUGGUUCGCACUUAUGGCCGCGGAACUGGUUUGAUCAUCGACAGAGACAGAGAGUUUGUUUCUCAUUUGGUGAUCAACUCGGUCAACCUCGCUCCGCCGAUUCACGCUCGGUUCGGCAACGGACUGGUUUACGGGUUCAUCGAAGGACGUUCUUUGGAGUAUCAAGAGCUCUCGAACCAGGUGCUUUAUCCACUGAUUGCCGCGAAACUUGGCCAGUGGCACCAGCAGGUUCAGGUGGACGCUAUAGAGGAGUGUUUGACCACACUCCGUCGCGAGUUCCGUGGGGCAAAGUCGGAAACCAAGUCCUCUGAUCUCUGGGCCGUCAUCUCAAACUGGAUCCAGAUACUACCGGAGAUCGAGGGAAUCGUCAAGAGCUGUGCCUCGAACCUGGAUAUCCGCGAACUCAAAGACACAAAUGCAUCCCUUGGCUCGAUUUUAAAGGCAGAGCUGGACUGGCUACGGUCUGAGGUGGAGCAUAAGUCGCCGUUCGUUGCAUGUCAUUGCGACCUUUUGAGCGGUAACGUGAUCAUCUCUGAAGAGCUCUCGGAGAAGUUGGAAGCUGGUCUUUCAACUGCCGACGUGGAAUACUAUCGCACGCACAACCCGAUCUCAUUUAUAGACUACGAGUACAUGAUCAGGGCACCAAGAGCGUUUGACAUCUCGAAUCACUUCAUGGAAUGGCAAGGAUUCGACUGCGACAGAACACGGAUUCCGCAAGCGUCGAAAUCGAACGAGCUUUUGCGAGAAUGGUGUGCUAGUUAUCUGUGGUUGGAAAAUACAGAGAAAAAUAGAGCCCCCAUCGAUAACUUAAUCACCGAAAUCUCACUUUACUAUGGGCUUCCAGGUUUCUACUGGGGGAUCUGGUCGGGCAUUCAAAGUGGGAUCUCGUUAAUUGAUUUUGACUAUAGUUGGUAUGCAGGGGAGAGAAUCCAGGAAUACUGGGACUGGAAGCGCACGUUCAAGAAAGCUCCUGAAGAACGUUCUUGA
Messenger RNA from Ogataea philodendri, 1458 nucleotides. RefSeq lists its product as uncharacterized. The transcript has a single exon. The record is from RefSeq and is a predicted model, not a curated record. Lineage: Eukaryota; Fungi; Ascomycota; Pichiomycetes; Pichiales; Pichiaceae. The coding region runs from base 1 to 1458 and encodes 485 amino acids. Gene Ontology annotation, molecular function: ethanolamine kinase activity; choline kinase activity. Gene Ontology annotation, biological process: phosphatidylcholine biosynthetic process; phosphatidylethanolamine biosynthetic process. Gene Ontology annotation, cellular component: cytoplasm.